AUGUCUCAGCCUCUAACGAACCUAGGCGUCGACUCCCCCAUUCCCGUUCAGAUCCGCUCAUGGUUCGAGAAGGAACUAGACGUUGAUGCGCCGGUUGCGGCAUCCAAAUGGGCCUGCGAGGUCUACCUGGAGAAUUACGCCCGCGAACUGGGUCUGCCGAUGUGGAUCCAUCGGCCGUCCUACAUCACCGGGAUCAACGCUCCCAUCACGGGUAUCAUCGGAAAUCUCUUCGAGUACUCGGUCCGCGUCGAGGCGACUCCGAAUGCUGCCGGCAGGGGUGGGCUUUUUGACAUGGUCCCGGUCGAGGAGGUUGCGACUGUGAUUGCCAGCUCAGUCAGCCGGGAUAAGAUGGUGGCAAAGAAGAAGACAAGGGCAUCGCUUCCUGUCUACGUCCAAUACGGUGGUCAGGAGGAAGUGCCCGCUGGAAACAUCAUAGAGCAUUUGGAGAAGAAGCAUAACAUGAGCCUUGAGGAUCGUAAUAUUGAAGACGACUAUGUCUCGAGCCUGAAUAAAACACAGGUUAACAGCGAUGAGGACUCGCAAAGAAACGGUCUGCGAAGAGUGCAGAUCACGGAAGCUGGGCGUAAGUGA
This is a messenger RNA of Colletotrichum karsti, 591 nucleotides long. RefSeq lists its product as uncharacterized. The transcript has 3 exons. Lineage: Eukaryota; Fungi; Ascomycota; Sordariomycetes; Glomerellales; Glomerellaceae. The coding region runs from base 1 to 591 and encodes 196 amino acids. The record is from RefSeq and is a predicted model, not a curated record.